UCAGGAUGAGGAGCCUGUUGACCACCCAGAACCAGAACUGUUACAAGGAGCUUAUCAUGAAGGAGGCCUAUACCCGACUGGCCUGGAAAAUGAAAUACAGCCAGGACUACCCCAGCACCUUUGUUAUACGCAGGUCAAAGACUUUGGGCCCUCCAAAACUAUCCACCUGCACUAAAACAAUUUUACCCCCCGUCGUGAAUAACCAGGAGAAGAAGAAAGCAGCGACUGUGGUUAUAGAGCGCUCCCUCAGUGACGCUCCCUUAAUGAGGCCUGUCAGUCCCGAGACCAAACAGGCUCUAUAUCAGGGCUUCUCUAAGGAGGGCAAAGGACGCAGACUGUACCUGCACAAACGUGACCAGAAAGGGCCGGAAGAGAAAUAUGACUACCCACUGCUGUCGUCAUGGGAAUACGGUUGGAGACUAGGUGACUACGAACAUGACUACAAAUCACCCAGUAAUGGAAGGUCACAAAUUGUCAAGAGCACUUUUUAUGCCAGGAACGGAAUUUUUAAUAUCCCUUCGGCAACGGAUCAACUUGGCUAA
Molecule: messenger RNA, 542 nt
Organism: Chanos chanos (milkfish)
Lineage: Eukaryota; Metazoa; Chordata; Actinopteri; Gonorynchiformes; Chanidae
Product: protein ATP6V1FNB
Exons: 2
Coding region: 6-542 (178 amino acids)
Source: RefSeq, a predicted model, not a curated record